Trichomonas vaginalis G3 is the source of this 462-nucleotide messenger RNA. RefSeq lists its product as uncharacterized. Bases 1 to 462 code for a protein of 153 amino acids. Lineage: Eukaryota; Parabasalia; Trichomonadida; Trichomonadidae. The transcript has a single exon. The record is from RefSeq and is a predicted model, not a curated record.
AUGAAUGGACAUUUAUAUAAAUGUUACUUAAGAAAUAGAAAAUCAGGUCCUAGCUUGGAUGAAAUAUUUGAUGCCGAAAACCUACUUUAUAACGAAUAUAGUGGAAAAGAAACAGUUCAUCAUUUUUCAUUAUCAGAAUACUCAAUUAAUUUAAGGCAUUUUAAUAAUGUCGCCGAAGUUUCUUCUGAAAAAUUUGUUCAAGUUCUCGGUAAAUACAAUAAAGAGCAUUUUGAACUUGAUAAUAACACAUUACUUACAACAUGGAAUGCUACAGAUACGUCUAACAAUAGGAAGAUAAAUAUUAAAUACGGAUGCGAUCCAUCUCUUUCAGAUAAAGGCGCAAUUACAAAUUAUUAUUCGAGUGAUCGAAAUAUUAAUAUCACUUUCUCCACUCCAUUACUAUGUAAUUUCCAACUGUUUACACUCCCUAAUGUUACUUAUAAUGAUUGCUUCAUUUUUUAA